CCUUUACAAUACGUGUACUCAACACGGGCAUUGACCACAUACAGUUGAAGGGAGCACAUGACACUGUCUGUUUGAUGGUGACGCUAAAAACCGGCCUAUGGUUGCUCUGGUUGGUGGUCUUCUCCCUCCUUCUCUACCUCCGAGGAUUUCUCCUCACUAAGAUAGAAAUAGAAAAGUUCAGCACGUGUCAUGAUUAUGCGCGGGAGGACUGCUGGAGUAAACCGCGGUACAAGCGAGCCGUUCUGGUGCUGAUAGACGCGCUGCGCCAUGACUUCACGCUCUACAACUCAUCUGUUGAGAACCCGGAACCUUGGCAGAACAAGAUGCCGGUUUUUUCAGAGCUGCGCAAGCAAUUCCCUGAACGCACCAGACAUUUGGAGUUUAUCGCCGACCCACCCUCAGCAACAUUUCUACGUCUCAAAGGACUCACCACUGGGGGAUUACCCACGUUUGUAGAUAUGGGUAGUAACUUCGGAGCGAACGAGAUCACGGAGGACAGCUGGGUCAAACAGCUCUCACUGCACAAAAAGAAGCUGGUCCUCCUCGGAGAUGACACCUGGAUGAGCAUCUACAGCAAAUACUUCUACCGUUCAUUCCCGUACCCCUCAUUCGACGUGUGGGAUCUACAUACAGUAGAUAACGGAGUGUGGUCACACCUCCUACCCCAGAUGAGAACAGAAGACUGGGACGUGAUCGUGGCUCACUUUCUGGGGGUGGACCACGCCGGGCACCGCUACCACGUCAACCACCCUGAACUGUCCAGCAAGUUAGAGCAGGUAAACCAGUGGGUGGGCGAGAUAGUGAGGGAGGUGGAGGAGGACACGGUGUUGUUUGUGUUUGGUGAUCACGGUAUGACAACUAGUGGUGAUCAUGGUGGGGAGACGGCUGAUGAGGUCACCUCCACCUUGUUCGUGUACUCAGGCUCCAAACUGGGUGCUGUGAGCCAGGAGGAAUCUGCUCUGUUUGAUCCUGAGCGAGUAUUUCAGACUGAUCUGGUCCCCACUCUGACUUUAUUGUUAGGUGUUCCUAUACCUUACUCCUCGUUAGGGUCAGUUAUUCCCUUCCUAUUCUUGGACGACAACUCUGAACAGAGUAGAACUGAUCUUCAGCUGGCUCUACAGACCAAUAUGAACCAGGUCUUCAGGUACAUCGAGGCUUACUCAAUGAUAUCCAGCGAGUUCAGUCCAUCUGAAAUAUCCCAAAUAAAAACUAAAAUCGAAGAUCUGAACAAACAAAUCACAGAAACAUCUGGCCAGUACUCAUUUACUGUUGUUAAAGAAUUGAAGCAAGUUAUUCGCCGAAUCCGUGACUUGUGCUCCAAACAAUGGGCCCAGUUCAACCUGCCGGUCAUGGCACUUUCUAUAUCCCUCAUGAUACUGCUAUCUGUAAGUCUCAUAGCUACUUCCUCCUUAUCAGUUACCUGGUGGCUCUCACUUCCGGGUGUACCCCUGCUUAUUAUCAGUUACGACAGUUUGUCCCUAUGGACUGGGGCUACUCAUUUUGUCACUGUUUCUCUGACAUUUGUCACUAUCGUUGCAACUUUCUAUGCUCCUGUUAGGUUAAAAUUAUCUUCGUUUAUGUGUAAAGCGGGUGAUUUGAUUAAAUCAUUCAAGGAACGCGGGGUAUCUUAUUUAUUAAAAAACAGUCUUCAGAUUUAUUUCCUAGAUGUUGCUGGAAUUGUUAUCAUAUUUUUCAUGAGCGUUGGCUUCAUGACAAACAGUUACAUCCUAGUUGAGGACUAUGUGACUGUACACUUCUUUGGAACACUUCUCAUAAUUAACUACCUGUUAAAGAAAGGAACUAAACCCUCAUCAAAACUAAUACUAAUAUCAGUAUUAGCGGGAACAGCUUCCCGGCUAUCAACCACAUUCUUUGGAUGCCGUGAGGAGCAGUUCUGGUGCGGUAAAACCUGGUGGCUGAGUACCGAGGUGCCCUCUCACGUACGGAGUUAUAAGUAUGUGGGGAGUGUGGCAGUGUUCCUGGGUACCAUGUACGGACUGUAUAGAUACCAGAAGGAGCAGGGGUCUCUGAUGAGAGGAGGGCUGAAGUUUGUACACUGUACAAUCCACCCAGUACAGUGUGUACUGGUAGUAGUCUACUGGGCUCUCUCUGCCUCCACCACCAAGGUGCUGACAGAGGUGCAGAUGUGCUGGUUACCGCGCGCCGUCUACUUGUUAGCCGUCCUGGCAGUGGGUGUUGUGGUGUACGCACCGUGCACUGUGCGUGUACUGGACACGGGCAGCACACCCCGGAUGUACGGUGCAACGUCCUGCUAUUCUGCUCCUUCUCUUGCAGUUUACACCACACUGCUACCUGUGUGCGCACUGCUGCUGCAGUACAGUGCUGCGCCAGCACUAGCGCUUCUUACUGCGCAGUUAAUGUGCACCUCCCGGCUAGCUGAAGGGAGUAGUGUCGUAUUCAAAGUCAUGAUAUGUCACGUGAUAGCUGUGCAGUAUUUCUACGCUACUGGACACCAAGCAGCUGUUCAGCAGUUUGAUUGGAACGCAGCGUUUGUUGGGUUCACCUCUCACCCAUACCACGCGCUACCAAUAUCUAUGAUAGCGCUGCGAACUCUCAUGAGUUUUGUCUUGGUGAGCUUGUUCCUGCCCACUAUAGUGCUGCAAUCUCCCGCCCCAACAGGGCCUGCUCAGGAGGUAGACUUGGGUGAUCCUCAGAAUACAGCUCAACUUCAGUUUUACAUCAACAGAGAACUUCUCAGUACCACACUCCUUUCUCUCCUCCACUCCUCUACAGCACUUACUCUCUUCAAGUGCACACUGGCAUGCGCUGCCUGCUUCAUCCAUCGCAGACAUCUUAUGAUUUGGAACAUUUUCACGCCGCGCAUGAUUAUUGAGAUGUGCUUUGCGGCCUGUUCCAGUGUGGUUGUGCUCUGUGAUUUGGUCUUGUUGGAAAGGACAGAUAAGAUAUUGAGGGGAGAGUUAGCUAAAAUUAGUAAGGCAAUUUAGUUUUGUAUCAAGUUUAUAAUCUCUGCUGUUUAAAUUUAUUUGAGAGUUUGAUCUUUAGAUUGAUGAUCAUGUAGGACGUGAAUUGAAGCGUAAAGGAAGUGUGCUUUGAAAUAAUAAUUAAUAUCAUGUACUUCUGCAUUGUUCAGCGAUUGAUAAUUAUCAAUAUUAUUUAGUUAAUUACUCCUUCAGAGGGGUUUGGAACGAAACUUUUAAUCGGAUUGUUGUUAUCUACUUAAAUUAAGUCGGGGUUGUUGCUUUACAUUAGCUAAUAGAAAAUCAAAUAUUUAAUUUAUUUUUACGAGUUUCUAUUUUCUUUCAUGUUGCAUGGUACGAUGUUACAUAGUUUUGCUUUUGAAUAUACUUAGUUAUUAGUUUUAGAAUUAGGAGUGUUAUUAUAAUUUUCUUUAGAAUUGAAGAAAAUAUUAUUUUUUGUUUACAUUGAGUUUACGUCCCAGCUUGUUAUACAUUUAAUAUCUAUUCCAUAAUUCAUUAUCGUUUAUGGUAUUAAGCAGUCUAUGGUAGUCAACAUUCUGUUAAAUUUAAAUGUAGAAAAAUCUAUAGUUUAUGCAUCCAUCCACAUUCCAUAAGCAAAGCGAUAUUCUUACAACUCUAAUUGAAAUCAUGUCAGAAAAUGGCCCGAAAUUAAGUUCAUUCGCCGUCCACUUGCUUGAAAUACAAACAGUCAGUGUAUCCAUAAUGCAAUUUA
Bolinopsis microptera is the source of this 3672-nucleotide messenger RNA. RefSeq names its product GPI ethanolamine phosphate transferase 3-like. Bases 75 to 2966 code for a protein of 963 amino acids. Gene Ontology annotation, cellular component: endoplasmic reticulum membrane. The record is from RefSeq and is a predicted model, not a curated record. Gene Ontology annotation, biological process: GPI anchor biosynthetic process. NCBI's taxonomy places the organism in Eukaryota, Metazoa, Ctenophora, Tentaculata, Lobata, Bolinopsidae. The transcript is spliced from 2 exons. Gene Ontology annotation, molecular function: mannose-ethanolamine phosphotransferase activity.